GACGAAACUCCCGCACUAACAUCAUUUUGCAUCAAUCUUGCACCAUUUUGACGCGAAUAAAUUUGAGAGUACGCUGGUGAAUAAACUGGCGAACGAAGUGAUAUCGCCCGGAGGUACCUAUAAUUGAUCAAUGGAACUCGUAUGCGAGGAAUAAACUGAGAAAUAAAAACUUGUGCAGCUUCCCGAUUCGAAUGCGCAGCUUGAGGGAAAACACUGAUAAAACGCCACUGUGCAUUGUUAUUUACACAUGCGUCGGGCGAGGUACAGACAUGUUCCUAAUUGAGAAUUAAUUAAUUCCGAUGACACGCUUGAAUCUCGAUCGGAUUAAUCUCAACGAAAACAGGAACGAGCACAGAUCCUUAUACGUAACGGCUUUUAAUGGAUUGGCAAAUCGAUAGAACUUCCGUUUUUUUGCAAAUCUGCGAGUGUCAUCACGUUUUAAUUUAUGCCAACCAAGUGAGACUGUAGCUCCCAUUCCUCCGUCUGAAAGAAGAAUGAGCCCUUUUGCUUUACUUAUACAUCGUAAUGCCAAAGUAAGAUCUAUCGAGUAGCUAGCAACGACUUUGAUAAUUAAUCGACGGAGCUCGGCAGGAAAGGAAGAGGAAAAUAAAAGGGGAAGAUGAAAGCUUCUCGUUGUAGUGUUUCUUGACUCGCUUUUCUCGCUAGCAAGAAGCCUCGGGGGAUUCACCGAAAGAAAUUUCCGACCACCCGCCCACCCGGACUCUCACCCUCUGACAUUCGAUAUCGGUAAACUUGAAAAGAACAGCGCGGAGAUCGAUCGCGCUUUGAAAAAAACAAUCCUAUAUAAAUAUUCGGGUGGAAUGCCUCGAAAAUCGUUGCAGUUGCUCGACGGAGCACAAAUUAUCUUUGUCAGACGUCGAAUAGUGUGUCAUAUUUCUUAAUACGCGUUUCCAAUGAACGCUCGCAGCAGGUAGAUUUUAAAUUUCCCUGAAGUUCCGAGACUUUCGAAGCUUCGUACAAUCGCGAGACUUUCUUUCGAGCUGAAUUUUCCUUCAACAUCCGAAACAUUCAAGGAUCCGGGGAUUUUAAUAAGCCCGGAGUUUCAAGGUCGUAAACUUGAAGUAACUCUGCGUGCCACGUGCAACUUUAAAAAUAUACAAGAACAGUAAUAAUUUACUUAGCGCAUGCCUGGAAACGUUCCCCGAGCAUUAACGUUAUUUAAUGAAAUGCGAUUAUAGGCAGGAAAGGGAACUCGGUUUCAGAAGCGAGACUCACGAAUGGGAUGGAUCUUAUGCGUUUGUGGUAAACCCGACGCAGGAAUUUACAAAGGACUUCAAAGUCCGCGGAUAACUGGCAGGAUAACUGCACGAGAACGGCUUUCUACGAAUAAACUGCACUACGCCCAAAUUCGCAUUUGCUUAACAGUUCUCCGCAGCGGCGGUGGCAUCCCUAGCAGAAGUCUGGAGUUUACAAACUUCCACGGUAUUACCAGCGGCGUGAUGCACUAAUCUAAACAUGAAUCGCACUAUUCAAUUCAAUGCGACAAAGUUCCAUCCUGCGUUAAGUUCCGCACCGCCAACUGCACUUACGUAACUGCUAAACGAGCUGGGAUAUACCACUCGAUAGCAAUUUCGAUAUUUGCAACGAGAACGAUGAGAAUUCCAUAUUGCGACGCGAUUAUAUCUAGCGCAUUCUAUCAUGAGCGAUUCUAUCGGCGCAAUCGGAUCGUUUAUCUGAGUCUUAUUUUUUUUUAUUUUUGUCAAUUUGUACCGAUUCUUCACCAUUUCGGAAUCGGAGCGGAUUCAACUGUCCGAUUUAAUUUUCAGUGAAAAUUACUGAAAAUUCAAUUAUUCGUUAAUUAAACAUUCUUAGAAGCGAUCUUACGGAAAUGCUUGACAUUAAAAUAAAUUAACAUGUAAAAUCAUUUGAUAAAGAGAAAAUAAUUCCAUGAAGAACAUAAAAUACACCAUUUAACUAAAUAAAGAGUCAAUUAACAUUAAAUCAAUUAUUAACUAGUAAAACAAUUAAUAAUAAUAUAACGGUUAAUAUUUUCUGAUCAGUGAUAACAGUGAAAAUAAAGUAAUAGCGUACAACAUUACUUUAUUCUGCAAAUCAUGAUUGCUGUCAGGCAAAAACGCAUUAUGUGUUGCAUUUUCAUGAGGUUUUAGGUUGCGAGAGCGAUACGCAUUUGCGUACGCAACGUCCGCCGAGAAAGACGUCACUUGAUUUGUCUCCUUGUGAUCAUUACCGAUUUGGUAGUACUAACAGCUACUUCAAAGUGUUAACGAUUUCAGAUUAAAAAAAAAACGAGAAUAUAUCGUGGUGUCUAUUGCUGCAAUCGCCUCUCGGGAUAUUAUUUGUUUCUGGCCGACUAGGAUACCAUGGCGAAGAUCGUUUACACAGCCGACGAAGUCGCCCGUCACGAUAACAUAAACGACUUGUGGGUAGUGAUGAACAGGAAAGUCUACGAUCUCACACGGUUUGUGAAGGAGCAUCCUGGUGGCGAGGAGGUGUUGCUGGAAGUCGCUGGUAGUGACGGAACAAAAUGCUUCGACAGUAUCGGUCAUUCCGAGGAGGCGAAAUUACGUCGGAAAAUAUACAUGAUCGGAGAAUUGGCGGAAGGUGAAACAGCGAGUAAGAAGGUGAAUCAGCUGGAGAAGAAAGCAGAGAAAAAGGAACCAACGAUCGAUAACGAUGAUUGGCAGUACGAAGAAGUGAAGGAGAAAAAAUCGUACUACCUUCCAUUAUUUAUUGGCAUCGCCGUCGUAGUUUAUGCUAUUAUAAUUAAGUAUUUAUGGUGAAAUGUAAAAUACGUAACACGAAGCAUAAUUGAAUAACAACUCAAGGUGAUCAGAGAGAAAAGAAUACACGUUAAAGAUAUUCUGACAAUCCCGCUGAUAACGUAUAAAUAAACUUUGUACUGACUAUCUUACUUAUCAUGUUUGUAUAAUUAACUUUAUGCUUUGGAAUGCAACUUGUAAUGAGGUGACUACUAUAAAAAUAGGAUAUCUAAACGAGCAGUUCAAAAUUCGAGUGUAUGUAGUUUCAUUGUAAUGCCUAACUUUGCUAAAUCAGACUUAUCCAUAGAGAAGAUAUGCUUUUACAUAUACAAUAUGUAAAAUUCGUUGCAAAGAACAUGCGACACAAGAUCUUAAAAUACACUAGUUAGUAGA
Ooceraea biroi (clonal raider ant) is the source of this 3134-nucleotide messenger RNA. RefSeq names its product cytochrome b5. The record is from RefSeq and is a predicted model, not a curated record. Gene Ontology annotation, molecular function: heme binding. NCBI's taxonomy places the organism in Eukaryota, Metazoa, Arthropoda, Insecta, Hymenoptera, Formicidae. Gene Ontology annotation, cellular component: membrane; intracellular membrane-bounded organelle.